CACGUGUGUUUACUAAGAGUGUGGAGAGCCGAGCUCAAAAACUAUCAUUAAUAACACUUUAUACACACUAACUGUUUGUGUGCCGGGUGAAAUAUGGGGAAGCUAAAUGUCGUGAUAUUGAGAUAUUUAUCUCGGGAUGACUUCCGAGUCCUCACAGCGGUUGAGAUGGGAAUGAAGAACCAUGAGAUUGUUCCAGUAAGUCUCCUGUCCUCCAUUGCGAGCCUCAAACACGGCGGCUGCAACAAGAUCCUCAGAGAGCUGGUGAAACACAAACUGGUGGUCUAUGAACGCACCAAGACUGUUCAGGGCUACAGGUUGAACUACGGAGGAUAUGACUACUUGGCUCUAAAGACCUUGUGCUCCAGAGAAGUGGUAUUUUCUGUUGGCAACCAGAUGGGUGUAGGAAAAGAGUCGGAUAUAUAUAUUGUGGCAGGUCCCAACGGAGACCAGUACGCUCUGAAGCUGCAUCGAUUGGGUCGCACCUCCUUCAGGAACCUAAAGAACAAGAGAGAUUAUCACCAGCACAGGAAGAACAUGUCCUGGCUCUACCUCUCCCGUCUCUCUGCUAUGAAAGAGUUUGCCUACAUGAAGGCGUUGUAUGAUCGAGGAUUUCCCGUUCCCAAACCUGUGGACUAUAACAGACAUGCUGUAGUGAUGGAGCUCAUCAAUGGAUAUCCUCUGUGUCAGGUUCACGAGCUGCAGGAUCCAUCAGCUCUGUACAGUGAGUUCAUGGAGCUCAUAGUCAAGCUGGCCAAUAAUGGCCUGAUUCAUGGAGACUUCAAUGAGUUUAACCUUAUGUUGGAUGACCAGGACCACAUAACUAUGAUCGACUUUCCUCAAAUGGUGUCUACAUCACAUCCCAAUGCUGAAUGGUACUUUGACCGAGACGUCAAAUGUAUCAGAGAUUUCUUUGCAAAGCGAUUCAAUUACGAGAGCGAACUCUUUCCAACCUUUAAAGACAUCAGGCGUUCUUAUUCUCUGGAUGUUGAAGUCUCAGCCAGCGGCUUCACCAAAGAUUUGGAGAGAGAUGCUGCACUGCUACACCCAGCUGGACCUGAGGAAGAUGAUGAAGAAGAGGAGGAUGGGGAGGAUGACGAAGAGGAAACAGAUGAUGAAGCAGAAAGAGAAGAGGAGAGUCUGGACAUGGAGGAAUAUAAACAUGCAAUGCUGGAACUGGAGGGACUGAAAGUCAGUGAAACACAUGCAGACAUUCAAGACCAGGAGGAAGAAAAGAGUGAGAACACGACAGAGGAGACUGAGACGACAUCUCCAGCGAGAGGGGAUGAAGAAACAAAAGAGUUCGAGGAAGAACUGAGGGAAGCAGAUGAUGAGUGCCCAGAGCUGACAGACCUUUCUGCCUGCAACAAAGAGUUUAAACCUUUCAGAGACGAGGACAGUCUUCUACACAUUUCAGAACACAGGAGGAAGAGGACAGACAGUGAGGGGACAGUGGGCAGCGUGGGGAGCUGCUCCACUAUACCUGCAGAGGUAGUCCGUCAGAAGGUGCGGAGGCAGCUCACCAAACAGCAGAAGGCAGCACAGAGGAGACGUCUGCAGAAAGGAGAGGCCAACUUGGUGACCAAGUCCAGGAGGGAGAACCAAAAUAACAUCAAGUCUAGCCUGGACAGUGCCUCCUUCUGGGGAUAAAUAGGACUGUCGUGACGGACAGAUGGAAUUCAUGUCAACAUGCUUUUUGUGUGGUUGACAGGCGUGCUGCAUGGUGCCUCUGCUCCUUUGUCUGGAGAGUUGUAAACAUGUGAUGAUUGAUGGGGAAAAAACAAGAGAGUGUCUGGGCAACGACUCAACUGUUUUGUACAAUCAGGAGGAAAUCAAAGAGGAAUUGCAAAACUAAGGUCACACUGAAGUGAACAGAACCAUUUGUAUUUCUUGGUGUUGCCUCCCCCACUUGGUCAAACAAAUUGUUUUUCUAUUUGAACUGCAAAAAAUAUCUUGAGUCUAAUGUAAAUAUGGACUAUUUAGUGUAAUAAAAUGCUAUGAUUAAACAGUUGAUUCACAAGUUA
Molecule: messenger RNA, 2021 nt
Organism: Stegastes partitus (bicolor damselfish)
Lineage: Eukaryota; Metazoa; Chordata; Actinopteri; Pomacentridae
Gene: riok2
Product: RIO kinase 2 (yeast)
Exons: 10
Coding region: 94-1647 (517 amino acids)
Biological process (GO): protein phosphorylation; maturation of SSU-rRNA
Cellular component (GO): preribosome, small subunit precursor; cytosol; nucleus
Molecular function (GO): ATP binding; protein serine/threonine kinase activity
Source: RefSeq, a predicted model, not a curated record